UUGCACGGGCUCUCGGUCCAUGAAGCCCAAUCGCACUCAAUGUGCCCACUUUUAGAUCUGAAAGAAGUCAGUCCAAUGGCGCAGCAGCACGUGGCGGUUGAUCCAGAUCUUUUGCAUUUCGCUGUAGUAAUAUUGGCAAACCUAAAGGGCAUUUGCGGAAUUCAACGCUUCAGUGGCGUCUACAUAAGCAGCGUUUGAUCUAGGGUUUCUUUAAUGCACCUUUUUCCUUUUCUUGUUUUUUCUCCUAUUUUGGUUGCAGAUUCUAUAUUUUUCCACAGAGGUGAUGUGAAAUCUAACUUCUGGAUUUCAAUGUGAGCAAAUUUUACAAGUUCGAAGUGAAAUAGUUAAUCAAUCAUGGUCAAGGGAAGCACGUUGCCUUUCAAAGUUGGACAGUUAGCUGAGGCAAGGACUUUUGAGAAGGGUAUCUUGGUGCAUGGUUUCGAUGCAAGAAAAAGAGUGGGUGAAGCUAUACGAGGUACCCAUUCAUUGCAGUGGAAAGCUGAAAAAGGAACAAAGAAUAUUGAUGUUAAGGCCGCCAUACCCACCUGUGUACCAUGAAAACCAAAUGCCUAAUGUCAGUGAUAUUUCAGAAGUGAUGGUAAUUUUGGAUGAUGCGUGGAAGGUGGGAAAUUUGGUUGAUGGGUUGGAUACUGGUUGCUACUGGUCCGGAAGAAUAAUAGAGUUAUCAGGGGAUGGCAAGGCUAAGAUUAAGUCGCCACCACCACCUAUGGGUGAAGGCUUAACUUAUGAAUUUUCUCUUGAGGAUCUACGCCCUUCUUUGGACUGGUCUCCAGAAUAUGGUUGGACUGUGCUUACUCUGGGUGGUGAAACUGAUCAGCCUUGUGCUCGGCUUGUUAAACCUGGAGAUCAGGGUCACGAAACAGAGGCUGGUAAGGUGAAAGCUGCAUCAUCACCCAACAUAUCCCCCUCUUCUUGUAGUUCAGUCAAAACUUUAGAAGAUUCAGAAGAUAAGGGCAACGGAACAAGGGAGUUACAUGAACUAUAUUUGAGAAACACUGUUCCGACAAAGGUGAUGGACGCUCGAGAAACAAAUUUCAUCUUAGCUGGUGGGGGCAGUAGUACAAGGAAAACACAUUCAUCUGAUACUAAUUCUACUUCACAUAUUAGAGCGAUUCUAGCUGAACCUACAACUGAAGUUGCCGAGGGGCACCCUCAUCAACUGAAGAAGUACAGAGCUAGCGGAGGGAUGACCUUAAAUUCCAUGCGCUCCCACAAAUUGGAGGCAGGAAUAUUGGACUUGGAGGAACUUGUUAACAAAGUCAAAUGGCUCAAGUCAAUUUUAGAAUGUGGGAUCCCUUUGUCCAAUGCUGCAAAGCCUCAAUGGAAAGUUAUGGAACACAUUGCUUCCUCAUCAAUGUCAAAAUAAAUGCACUGGAAAUGUAAGAUUUCACACCUCUGGUUUUAUAGAUAAGGUUGCCACAAGGUUUUGGAUAUGCAUGUUUAGCAGCUGUGUUUUGUGAGAUGUCUUGAAAAUCACGGCAAUAUGGAGUACUGAUAUGAUUAGUAAGGGUGCUUUCUCGCCUGUUCUCUUUAGUAUUUUCAAAAUUUUGUACUUUCAUCUUGAGGAACACGGUUCUCUAAUAUGAAGUGUUUGAUGAAUGUCCAUAGUUUCAACUGUCUUGGAAUUGUUGCUUGUGAGAUGCUUUCGAUCUGCUGCAGCAACUGAUGGCUUAUUUGCCUUGUUUGGUCCCCUGUCAAAUUCUUUCCCACAGUUAUAUCACAGUUCUUGCUGCCUUAUGGCGGUAUACGUAUGUACUAUACUGUAGUCUCUUUAUUUGUAAAGGCCAAGUUGAUGUUGAAGUUUCUACUCCAUUUUACUUGCUCCCACAAAGUUGUACAGUCUUGCCUUGUUGAAUUUUAAGAGGAUAUUCGUACUGUUUCUCUGUUUCUGUAAGCCAAUCUCUCUGGAGAUUUUGAUGAAAAGUAGCUGCCAGACUACAGAAUUAUGAAAUGGAAUAUUUCAUGGAAUUAAUCUACAGGUACAAUCUUUGUGU
This is a messenger RNA of Olea europaea var. sylvestris, 2015 nucleotides long. RefSeq lists its product as uncharacterized. The transcript is spliced from 7 exons. Lineage: Eukaryota; Viridiplantae; Streptophyta; Magnoliopsida; Lamiales; Oleaceae. Bases 434 to 1387 code for a protein of 317 amino acids. The record is from RefSeq and is a predicted model, not a curated record.